CGAAGAGGUUUAAACAUUUUAAUUAAUUUAUUUAUUUUUUUGGAUAAUAAACCAUAUUUAUUAUGGAAACAAAAGGAAGCAAAACUGUUUCAGCCAGCAGUUUGACUACCAUUCCAAUAGCAGAUAGUGUGGUUUAUGUUGCUAUCAAAGGUUCUUUGCACGCUCAAGACUGUUCAGCUUUUGGAUUAGGACAAGAAGAGAUUAAAGCACUUGUUCAAAAAUUCGCUGGAUCUGGUUCGAAUGUUGUCAAUGGAAUUACAAUAAAAACUAAUGUUCUUCAUGCUAUAAAUGCUUUGGGACAGUUGGGAUAUAAAGUUGUUUCCAGCACUGGAGAGGCUGAGAUCACUUGGACACUGCAAAGAGAAAUUUAA
Molecule: messenger RNA, 371 nt
Organism: Bicyclus anynana (squinting bush brown)
Lineage: Eukaryota; Metazoa; Arthropoda; Insecta; Lepidoptera; Nymphalidae
Exons: 1
Coding region: 63-371 (102 amino acids)
Source: RefSeq, a predicted model, not a curated record